AUGCCGGGAGUAACAAUGGUUGCUUCUCGGAAAGCAAGCCCCAGCUCUCUCUGGUGCUCUCGUACCCUCCUUUCAUCUCCGUCGCUCGUUCCUGUAUCAACUCGCUAUCUGUCGAUCAAUUGUCGCCCGACCAAUCAGUACCUUGGCCGACUUCCGGCUAAUCGCAAUCCAUCCACCUCGCAUUUGUUAUGCAAGACUGCCACUAGCCACUCAACCGCUUCCUUCUCGUCCUCUUCCUCAACUUUUCUGCCUGACACGGACUGGGACCAUAAUCCGAACUUAGCAAUCUCCAACUUUUCGGAACUUCCCUCUAAGGAUUUCGGAGUUAACCAGCACAUGAUUAUAAACCAGGAAUUCAAGGAAGCAUUGCGACAGAUCCUUUGGCAAUUUAAAGCGCCAAUUCGAUAUGCAUUUGCCUAUGGGUCGGGUGUAUUCCCGCAGAAUGGAAGUUCGGCUCCGGCCAGCUCGUUACAUCCUUCGGCACCUACGGCCAUCUCAAAUAUGCAACAAGGCUCCGGAAAGAUGAUUGACUUCAUUUUCGGAGUUUCAUACUCACAACAUUGGCAUGACCUGAACUUGCACCAGCAUCGGGAUCAUUACUCUGGCAUGGGCUCUCUUGGCUCGUAUAUGGUUUCGCAAGUGCAAGACAAGCUCGGCGCUGGCGUCUACUUCCAUCCCUAUAUCACAGUAAAUGGCACAAUGAUCAAGUACGGAGUGGUUAACUUGGAUACUUUAUGUCGGGACCUUACCCAGUGGGAUACGCUGUAUCUUGCUGGUCGGCUUCACAAGCCCGUGAAGAUCUUACGGGACCACCCGAAGGUGCGAUUGGCAAACCAGAUGAAUCUGCUUUCCGCCCUUCGAGUCGCUCUUCUCUUGCUCCCUGAGCGAUUCAGCGAGUUUGAGCUUUACAGCACAAUUGCCGGAAUGAGCUACAUGGGAGACUUGCGAAUGGCACUUCCAGCCGAAGACCCCGGCAAGGUGCGCAACAUUGUCUCCGGGCAGAUGGCGCACUUCCGUCGGCUGUACGCGCCUCUCAUUGAAAAUCUUCCCAAUGUCACAUUCCAGGACCCCCGCUGCAGUAGUGACGAUUGGAUCGAUGACCCGAACGCCAUUCUCGCCAUGGCACAGGAUAUGGAUCCAGUGAAGCGUGGCAACAUGGUUCGUCGCUUACCCGAAUCAUUCCGCCAAAAGCUGUAUUUCCAGUACCAGUCUCGCUUCCAGAUCCCACGGGUGGACUUCGACAAAAUGAUGAAAGAGAACAAUGAUGCUCAAGAUAUUAUUCGCCGACCCCAGGGAGGUCCUUUCGAACAGCGGAUUGCCGGAGAUGACUCCCUCCAGACGGAAGUCUCCACGUCCAUCGAGAAGACUAUCCGGUGGCCGAGUACUGUACAGACCAUCAAAGCGCCCCUGACUGCAGGUCUCAGCAAGAGCUGGACCUACAUGAAGGAGAAGCGAGACAAGCACAAGAAGGCCCAGGCCAAGGUGGCUUCUAGUGAGAAAUCAGAGAGCAAAAAAGAAUAA
Messenger RNA from Penicillium nucicola, 1521 nucleotides. Its product is annotated as phosphatidate cytidylyltransferase. The record is from RefSeq and is a predicted model, not a curated record. Lineage: Eukaryota; Fungi; Ascomycota; Eurotiomycetes; Eurotiales; Aspergillaceae. Gene Ontology annotation, biological process: CDP-diacylglycerol biosynthetic process; cardiolipin biosynthetic process. Gene Ontology annotation, cellular component: mitochondrion. The transcript is spliced from 2 exons. The coding region runs from base 1 to 1521 and encodes 506 amino acids. Gene Ontology annotation, molecular function: phosphatidate cytidylyltransferase activity.